CCUGGUUGGAGCAAGCAAGAUUUUUCUAUUGGAAGCCAUUAAAAACCAGACUCGCUGUCAAAAUACACACUGCAAUAAUGCAGUAUAAUAACGUUUAUCAUAAUAACACAAUGUCUAGACCCGAUCGAGCUGGUGACAUGUACAGUAAGCAACAGCAGUCAAACUAUUGGUGCGGACCUCCUCACGCCAUGGCCCCCAUUCAAGACUUUGGUGGUCCAAAACAACAGUACAAAAAGAAACAGAAACCUGAAAACAACAUGCAGUUGGGUGUCCCUCUUUGGCAAGAACAAGACCUUAAACCAUUCAGGAAAAAUUUCUAUGAACCACACCAUCAGAGUUUGGCCAGGACAUCUUCAGAUGUUGAAAAUUUCAGAACCAGAAUGGAUAUCAUCGUUAGAGGAAGUGAUAUACCACAACCAAACUUUUGUUUCGAAGAAGGCAAAUUUCCAGAAUACAUCAUGCAGGUUCUGUUGAAACAAGGAUUCAAUGAACCCACUGCUAUCCAAUCACAAGGUUGGCCCGUCGUACUAUCCGGUAGAGAUUUGGUAGGAAUUGCCCAAACUGGUUCUGGCAAAACUCUAGCUUAUAUGAUACCAGCUGCAGUGCAUAUAAAUCACCAACAAAGACCACAAAGAGGAGAAGGACCUAUCGCACUAAUUCUUGCUCCAACUAGAGAGUUGGCACAACAAAUACAAAAAGUAGCCCACGAAUUUGGCACUACUACGAUGAUUAGGAACACAUGUAUAUUCGGUGGCUCUCCUAAAGGACCCCAAGCCAGGGAUCUGGAGAGAGGCGUGGAAAUUGUGAUAGCAACUCCAGGAAGAUUGAUAGAUUUCUUGGAAAAAGGUACUACCAACUUGGCGAAGUGUACUUAUUUAGUUUUGGAUGAAGCAGAUAGAAUGUUAGAUAUGGGUUUUGAACCUCAGAUUAGAAAGAUUAUCCAACAAAUUAGGCCGGACAGGCAGGUCCUGAUGUGGUCCGCUACAUGGCCCAAACAAGUACAACAGUUAGCUGAGGAGUUCUUAGAAAAUUAUAUUCAUGCAAGUUUUAAUUUUACCGUCAAUGUUGGAGGUCUCUCUCUAUCUGCAAACCACAACAUAAAACAAAUAGUAGAAGUUUGCGACGAACUAGAAAAGGAAGAAAAACUUAUUAGGUACCUGAAGGAGUUCGGUUCUGACAGACAAAACAAAAUAAUCAUCUUCGUAGAAACCAAGAAGAAGGUGGAUGAUAUUACAAAAGUUGUCAAGAGAGAAGGAUUUUCUGCAAUUUCAAUGCACGGAGACAAGUCACAGCCCGAGCGUGAUUACGUAUUGAACGAGUUCCGUUCUGGUAAAUCGUCCAUUUUAGUAGCCACCGACGUUGCGGCUAGAGGAUUGGACGUCGAAGAUGUCAAAUAUGUAAUAAACUACGAUUACCCCAAUUCCAGUGAAGACUACGUUCAUCGUAUCGGUAGAACGGGACGUUGCCAACAAGCAGGUACUGCAUACGCUUUCUUUACUCCAAAUAACCAACGCCAAGCCAAAGACUUGAUAGCUGUAUUGGAAGAAGCGGGCCAAGUAGUGAACCCACAACUGCUCGACUUAGCCCAGCAAGCCAAGAACACCAAUCCUAAGCAACACCGUUGGCAAAAUAGAAAUAAGGACAAUUCUUCGCCUAGCAGUCAAAAUUCCGCCAACAAAGUGAAGACUUGGACGAACUCGAAGAGCUUCGGCGAGUUCAAGCCCAACAGCGGCCCUAGAAUUACCAAUAACAUGAGAAACGAUGCGAUGCAGAGAAACCAGAGGAACAAUUACAAUAACUUCUCACAUUACCAGAACGGACAGGUCUACCAACAGUCGUACAGCCCCAACAGCAUGUACCAAGCGCAACAGCAAACCCAGCAACAGCCGAUUUCUAACGGAACUCCCAGAAACUAUGGUAAGGACUAUUAUGGUGCCUCCGUUUUAUUUGAUUCUGACAGACAUUACGAGUCUCCCAAGGAGUACCAUUGCAAUAAUCCUCGUCAAUACAAUAACCAACGGUACAACGAGCGUCAAUCGUACCAAGCCCCACAAGCCAACAUGUACCACACGAUACCUGCUCAGUACAUGGUGCAGUCUCAGCCCGCCGACGGCAUGCAGUCCAUCAUGAACCACAAAUUCUUCCAGAGUCGAGGAUUGCCCGGCGCUACCAACCCUUGCGCAUACCAGUCGAUGGGCCAGGGCCAGCCCACUCCCGCCUACAAUCAAUUCCCAGCUGGGGUGCCUUACUACCAGUACACGCAACCCCCCACUGCCGCCGUACAGCAGUAAAUGCCACCUCUAAUCAGUUCGUUUUCUUUUUUGUUGUUUAAAUUUUUAUAACUUACUAUUGAUUCAUAUUGGCUAGUGUGAGGAGAGAUCUGAUAGUCACAAACGUGAAUAAAUUUUUUGACGCUAAUUAAUUUGAGAAUAGUAGAUAAUGACAAACAUUUUGCAUUAAAUGGCUUUAAAGUGCAGUUCUAUGUUGAUACAACAACGAAUUUAUGUAAAUAUAAAUUUAUGCAUGUUUGGAGUACGAACUGUCCUAAUACAAUCAUGUCGAAACACUCCAAUAUUUCACUUGCAAUAUAUCAAUGUUCAAUAAACUAUAAUCUGUGUUGGAAGUCUAUACAAAUCGUAUCUAUAUAUUUUCACAUUUUCCACGAUUUAACUAGAACUUACCACACUACAAAAGUUUCAUCAUAUCUUCAUCCAUUUAUGACUAAUUAUAAGAGUGUAACUUUUAAACUAAAUAUAUAAGAACAUCAACCAAUAAAACUCACUUCAGUUACAUGAGUUUUGAUUCUGAUUGAAUAUCAUCGAUUUCGACAUGGUUGUAUUUCAAAUUUUUCAGUGUUCUAGUUCUAUUGUUCCCUCGAAACCCUCGAAGAGGCUCUCCGUCUAGCUGUUUGUUUGCUGCUACGGUAACGACAUUAUGCCUUCUCCCCGCUGAUGUUGGCCGUUCAGCUGUCGGUGUUAUAUCAUUAAGGAUUGGAAUUCACCAAUAUCAGACCAAUAACUGCUUCGAGUAUCAUAUAGAUUUAUUUUUAUUUAUUAAAUUCCGUACAAUAUUACUAAAACACUGAUUUGUAUACUAAAAGUUUGUUUUUUCUCCUUGUACAGUUCGACAAGUGAAAACUGGCUACUUAGUAAAGUUUUUAUAGAAAAUAUAUGGUAAAUGACAUACAUUUUUCGAGCAAUGUCUGUGUUAUAGAGAUUACUGAUCUACCAUAAGAAAACAGUAAUUAGAAGAAUUGUUAGUUGUGGUGUAUUUAACUCUCUAAAUCUCAAAAAGCUUCAUAAAAUCAGUACUUAAAACAUUGUCACUCAAAUCAGUUAUAAUUGAAUAAAAAAAUUGCAUCCAUCUCAAAUCAUACAAUCUUCACUUAAAAAUUACUUCCAAUAAUACAUUUUUUGCAAGCUAAUUUUGCCGACAAAAAAGGUAUUGGUUACUCUUGUGACCAUAUUUUGAAGUUGACAUAUCUUGUUCCAAAAAUUGCUAAAUUUUCAAUUGGAUUUAGAUCUGGUUGACGAGGUGCAAUUUUUCGUUGUUUAAUCAUUGCGUGAGUUAAAAUCAUCUUCAACAGAAUUAGUAUCUUCUGCGUUAUUUGUUUUGGCAAAAAACCAUCUUCAAUUGGAAAGAACUGUGACAUUCUUAAAUCUGAAGCUGACAUAUUUUAGCUCAAAAAUUGUCCAAUUUUUAUUUGUAUAUUGAUCUGGUUGACGAGGUGCAAGUAUUCGUUGUUAAAUAAUUGCUUGGGUUAAAAUCAUCUUCAACAUAGUCAGUAUCUUCUGCGUUAUCUCCUAAAUCGUAGCCCGAAUCACAAACAUCUUCAGCAGAAUCAGUAUUUUCUGCGCCAUCUUGGUCAAUUAAUUUUAUUCAAACUGGUAUCAAAUUAUUUGUUUUGGCAAAAAACUGUCUUCAAUUGGAAAGGACUUAGGGCAAAUACUUUUGUCCAUUCUUGCAUGGCUCAAAUUGAUAAAAAAACUCAUCAGAUAGAGCUGUGGCAUUCAUUUUUCAAUUGAAUUUAGAUCUGGGAGAUGAGGUGGAAGUUUUUAAAAAAAUAUAGUUUUUUUUUACCAAAAUCCAUCUUCAAUUGGGCUGUACUGUGGCAAAUACUUUUGUCUAUUUUUGC
Molecule: messenger RNA, 4135 nt
Organism: Diabrotica balteata
Lineage: Eukaryota; Metazoa; Arthropoda; Insecta; Coleoptera; Chrysomelidae
Source: the annotation of a GenBank genome assembly